AUGCAACAUCGGGAGGAAAGGGUACUAGAGGGUGUCUUCGCAGUGUCAAAACCUGCAGGUGUCUCUUCUGCAGAUGUCCUCAAAAAGCUACAAGGCGCCUUCGCGUCGUCGCAGACUUUUGCCCCGCUUCUAAAGGAGCAACCAAAGAGGCCGAGCAAAGGCGAGGAGAAUGUAUUCAGGAUGGGACAUGGCGGAACUCUAGAUCCGUUGGCGGCAGGCGUCCUCAUCGUCGGUAUUGGUAGGGGGACGAAGCAAAUGCAACAGUAUCUCGCCUGCACCAAGAGCUAUGAAACUACCAUCUUAUUUGGCGCGAGUACGGAUUCGUAUGACAGCACGGGGGUUGUGACAGAGUGUGCUACCCAUGAACACGUUAACCGGGAACUGGUUACGAAGAAGUUGGAGCUGUUCAAGGGGAAGAUCAUGCAGGUUCCGCCUGUAUACUCCGCCCUUAAGAUCAACGGCAUCAAGGCCUGCGAGUACGUGCGCCUUGGCAAAGAACUACCAAGGCAGCUGGAGAGCAGAGAAGUACACGUUGAGGAUUGCGAACUCGUGGAGUGGUACGACGCCGGCGAACACGAGUUCAGAUACCCAGGUGAACAUUCGCCCGCUCCGGGUCCGGUAGCGCGUAUCAGGCUCACCGUGAGCUCCGGAUUCUAUGUGCGCAGCUUCGCGCAUGACCUUGGCCUAGCCUGCGAUUCGCGAGCGCACAUGGUGUCUCUCCUUCGCACGCGACAGGCAGAGUUCACCACCGAAAGCUCGGCUGAGGCUUCAGGGUUGGUGACUGCUUUGACGUAUGCCGACCUCGACGCCGGUGAAGUAGUCUGGGGACCUAAGCUCAAGCCUCAGUUGGAGAAAUGGGUCGAUGCCCAUCCGGUUGCCCGUGGGCAUAUCAAUGGGCGAGACCCUGACACAAAGUGCAAACUUGCCCAAGGGUUGGCUAGCCGGCCCAAGCAACGGUUUCGCGGUGAAUAUGUUGCAGAUAGCAAGAAAGAAAGGAUCAAGCAGCAAGGGGGAAAGUAUAAAGGGAAGUGGGGUCGAAAGCCAGAAAAGGAUCUGACCGGAACGGCUGGUAGUUCACCGUUAACCACUUAG
Westerdykella ornata is the source of this 1092-nucleotide messenger RNA. RefSeq names its product tRNA pseudouridine synthase B. Gene Ontology annotation, molecular function: RNA binding; pseudouridine synthase activity. Gene Ontology annotation, biological process: mRNA pseudouridine synthesis; tRNA modification. NCBI's taxonomy places the organism in Eukaryota, Fungi, Ascomycota, Dothideomycetes, Pleosporales, Sporormiaceae. The record is from RefSeq and is a predicted model, not a curated record. Bases 1 to 1092 code for a protein of 363 amino acids. Gene Ontology annotation, cellular component: mitochondrion. The transcript has 2 exons.